AUGGCUAAAAUAAUACAGAGUAACAUGUUAUUCGUCCGUCCCUUUAGUAGUAGUACCCAAUUAUGCUCGCGAAAAUUACGAAAUUUUGAUAAGGCUUUGUCAUUAGAAGAAUUUAUGUUUCGAGCAAAAGUUAAAUCUACAUACAGAAAGCUAGUCAGAAUAAUAUAUCGAACUCAUGAGAGAGAAGAACUUCUAAGAUAUGCUAAGAUUGAAUUUACUAUGAAUAAUCAAGUGUCUGAUUUGUCACAAAGGAGAUACCUUUUAAAUGACGGGGUUAAUAAGAUUAAUCAAAUGUUGGCAAUGAUGAAUUUGCAAGGAAGUAAACUUUCUAACGACUAA
Molecule: messenger RNA, 339 nt
Organism: Debaryomyces fabryi
Lineage: Eukaryota; Fungi; Ascomycota; Pichiomycetes; Serinales; Debaryomycetaceae
Exons: 1
Coding region: 1-339 (112 amino acids)
Source: RefSeq, a predicted model, not a curated record